Diabrotica balteata is the source of this 1750-nucleotide messenger RNA. The record is from the annotation of a GenBank genome assembly. Lineage: Eukaryota; Metazoa; Arthropoda; Insecta; Coleoptera; Chrysomelidae.
CCUCACAAUAGUGCAUUUAUUCAAUUAUUCAUAAAUAGAGAACUUUAGUUAUCAUUAUGGCUUGUACAUUCAGUGAAUUAAGUGCAUUAAUAUAUUUAUAACUCCUGGCGUCUAGAGAAAACGAAACCCAAAUCAAAAGCAAUUAUUUCAACACAGUGAAUUUGCAGAAAAAAUGCCUGUAGCAGACUUUUUUAUAGACAAAAAUGUAUUCAUUACUGGAGGCAGUGGAUUUUUAGGAAAACUGCUGAUAGAAAAGCUACUCAGAUCUUGUCCCGGUAUCGGCAAAAUCUAUGUUUUGUUAAGACCAAAAAGAGGAAGAUCAAUUGAAGAACGCCUUGAAAAACUUAUCGAGUCACCGGUAUUUAAUCCAUUGCGUCAUCAAAAUCCAGAUUCACUUAAGAAACUUAUCCCAAUUAAAGGCGACGUUUCGGAAUUAAAUUUAGGUAUAAACAGAGAAGAUCGUGAGUUACUAGUUAACACUGUAAAUAUAAUAUACCAUUCAGCAGCAUCAGUCCGUUUUGAUGACUUCUUAAAAGAUGCCAUCAUUUUAAAUGUUCGAGGAACGAGAGAGGUUACAAAAUUAGCCCUGGAUUUAAAGAAUAUUUCAAUAUUCGUACACGUAUCAACAGCUUAUUGCAACGCUGAUAAACUUGUAGUAGAAGAAAAACUUUAUCCAGCCCAUACAAACUGGAGGGAUGCUAUUAUGUUAGCCGAAGAAUGUGAUCAACUGACAUUAGAGAUUUUAUCUCAAAAAUAUAUUUCUCCAUUGCCCAAUACAUACACAUUUGCAAAAUCUUUAGGAGAACAGGUUGUUAAUGAUUUGUGUCAAGGAAAGAUACCAGCUGUAAUAACAAGGCCAUCUGUAGUAAUUAACACACUAUCCGAACCAAUUCAAGGAUAUACCGAUAAUUAUAAUGGACCGAUUGGACUAAUUACUGCUACAGGACUAGGAAUCAUAAGGGUAAUUUUAGGAAAUAAAGAUAACAGAGUAGAUUAUAUACCAGCCGACUUCGUUAUAAAAGGAAUAAUAUUGGCAAGCGAAUCACAGGGAAUAAAAAAGGCUUCUGAUCCUGUAGAAGUUUACAAUAUGUCCUAUAGCAAUAUAGCCAAUAUCAGUAUUGGAGAAAUGUCAAAAGUUGGGGACAGACUUUUUAGUGAAGUUCCAUAUUCGCAGAUGUUACGGUAUCCCGUUUCGGUUAUAAUACAAAGUUUUUAUAGAUUUUACAUUGAAGUAAUUUUCUUCCAUAUGUUUCCCUCACUACUUGUUGACUUGGUACUAAGAAUCAUUGGGCAAAAACCAAGGUUGGUUAAUUUACAGAGAAAAAUUUAUAUAGCAUCUAUUGUACUGAUUCAUUUUAUGAAUACCAGGUACUGGUUUUUAAAUGAUAAAUUUAUAAACAUGCAAAAAACUUUAAAAGAAGAAGAUUCUGUAUUUUCAUUUAAACACAAUAGUUGGACUACAGAAGAAAUAUACGAGUAUGUCAAAUUGGGUAAAAUUGGUAUAGAAGCUUAUCUUUUACGAGCCAAACCUGGUCUAACUGGAUCAAAAGCAAAAAAACAACUGAUGAAGUAUUGGCUUGCAGAAAUAGUAUUUAAAACGAUAGUCCUUCUUUUACUUUUGUGGAUUUUUAUAUAUAAAUUUAAUUUUUUAAAUUUAGCUACUACUAAAGUAAUUUGUUAUAUUAAAAAUUUCAGUAGCGAAGAUAUAUAAAAUGUAAUAUACAAAAUAAAAAUAUGUUUGUGAAUAUUA